GUUUCGCUUUCCCCCCACCCUCUCUAGUUCUCUCUUUCUCUCUCUCUCUUUCUCGAGAUUUUGAUUGAGAGUGCCGUUUGAGACCGCUUUUGGAGUUUUUGAACCCUAGAAAUUGAAAAUCCCCCACCCCAAAAUCCUCCCCCAAAUCCAAUCCCUCCUUCUUCUUCUUCUUCUUUCUCGUCGUCGUUCUCCUCUUCCGGGGUCGGAGAACCCUAGCCUGGUUCCCCCUCCUCCUCCUCCUCCUAGGGUUUCGGAUCCUCCGGCUCCUCGGUCGCUCCUCCCAUGGCGACGGCGCCGCCGCCGGUGCCGUCGAGGGUUGGGUGCGGCGGCGACGGGUGCUGCGCGCGCGAGCCGUGGCCGCUCCACCACGUUCGCCACCGCAGCGUCUUCUGCCUCCUCUGCACCUCGUGCGUCCUCAGGUACCACCAUGGCCUCUUCUGCUCCUCCUGCUUCGACCUCCUCGACCCUCCUCCUUCGCCGCCGCCGCCGCCGCCGCCGACGACCGCCGCCGCGGCGGCCUCCGCGGAAACCCUCGUCCACUGCUCCAAGUGCCCCUCCGUCGCCCACCGCGCGUGCCUCGCCGCGGCGGACCUCGCCGCCCAGUUCCUCUGCCCUAGCUGCAAGAACCCCGAGGGCUUCUCCUACCUCCCCGUCCCCGGCGAUCCCCCCAAGGGGAAGGGCUCGGGCGAAUCCGACCGGCCGCCCAUUAAUCGGCCCUCUGCGAAGGUGUUUCUCGCCGCAGCGCAGCUGUCGGCUACUUCCAUGAGCAAGGCGGCGGCGGCCGCGAGGGCGGACGCCGAGAGGAAGGUGAAGGAGGCUGCCGUGGCGAAGAAGCGGGCGAGGGAGAUGCUCGAGGGGCUCCUCGUGAUCGCCAAGAGAGAGGAGAAGAUGAACGGCGCCAAAGGUUCGGUUACUCCUAUUCCGGUUCCGGCUCAGGAGGCGGCGGAGCCGAAGAAGAAGGCGCCGAGGCCUAGCAGUACCGUGUCGGCGCAGAAGAAGGUCCAGAGUAGGGAAAGAGAGAAGUGGAUGAGAUUUCACGAGUUUCCGUCCGUGCACAGACCUGUGCCGGGGAAUUCGGAGAGUGAUAAGUUGAAAGGGCUUUCUUCCAUAUCCUCUAUGCAAAACAAUGUUGGAGUUGAUUCGAAGGAUAGGGUGGGGAGUCUAUCUCGCCUUCCGAAACAGGCGGAGUGUCAAGAGAAUGAGAAGAAGGGGCUCUCUUUAGGGUCUCAAGGUCGUAUUGCUGUUAAGGAGGAGGAUAAAGGUUUUUUACCUGAUGCGGAUAAGGCUCCGAGGAUACCUCAAACAAUUCAAGAUGCAUCGAUUCCUGUAAGUAAUUCGAGAGCCUUAUUGUCAGGUUCACCGAGUACAGCAAGCUUGCGGUUGUGAGUUGCUUUUGUGGGUACAAUUUCAUAUGCUUCUCAUUAUGUUUGUUUUUCUUCUCCUGAGGCAUGACUUGAAUCAUUCUGAGAUGUUUGAGAGGAUUUUGUAUGUUCUCUGACCUUUUAUCUGGCGGAAUUGAUGGCAUUACAGUCAAUUGUAAGAUCAGAGUAAAGCAGACCUGCCUUGCUAAUCUGUAGUUUAUGUUCCUUUGACUAUCUGCAAAGAUGUUUCUUCUCUAUCAAUUUUCUAAGGUUGUUAGUUCUUUU
Ananas comosus (pineapple) is the source of this 1646-nucleotide messenger RNA. RefSeq lists its product as uncharacterized. The record is from RefSeq and is a predicted model, not a curated record. The coding region runs from base 283 to 1386 and encodes 367 amino acids. The transcript has 2 exons. NCBI's taxonomy places the organism in Eukaryota, Viridiplantae, Streptophyta, Magnoliopsida, Poales, Bromeliaceae.